Monoraphidium neglectum is the source of this 885-nucleotide messenger RNA. RefSeq lists its product as hypothetical. NCBI's taxonomy places the organism in Eukaryota, Viridiplantae, Chlorophyta, Chlorophyceae, Sphaeropleales, Selenastraceae. The record is from RefSeq and is a predicted model, not a curated record. The transcript has 3 exons. The coding region runs from base 1 to 885 and encodes 294 amino acids.
AUGGCGUGCCUGGCAAACUUUGGGCUGGCGCAGGGUGACGGGCGGCAGCAGGCAGAGGCACUGGGGGAGCUCAAGCUGCAGGUCAACCGCGGGGACUAUCGGGCCCUCUCGCAGGCGCCGCCCGCGCUCGCGCUGCUGCUGCUGGACGGGUGGUUCGGAAGCUUCCAGUCCGAGUCCGUGAGCGAGGCGUCCCUGGAGGUGCUCAUCGACGAGUCCGAGGAGCUAAUCGCCCAGGAGGCCGACCUCAGGGACCUCCUCGCCUCCCUAGGGUCGUCAGACGCCCCUGCAACCGCUCCUCGCACCACCCGCGCGCCGGCCGGCGCCGCGCCGCCGAGCCCGGCGGAGAUCGCGCGGAUGCGGGCGGACGCAGAGGCGCGCACGCGGGCGGCGUGCCACGCGCUGGCGGCGCACGAGCAGGACCUGUUCCUCGCGUUUGCGGCGCUGCUGCGCAUCGCGCGCGGCGCCGGCGGCGCCGAGGACGGCGCAGGCGCGGGCACAGCGGACGCGGCCACGGCGACAGACGAGGGGGAGCAUACGGUGCUGCACGUGCGCGCCAGCGGCGACGAAGACGGCCAUCACCCUCCACACAGCCAGCGCCGCGAGGGCCGGCGCCGCGACCGGCCCGGGCAGCAAUACCCUGAGGCGCCCGGCCGCGCAAAGCCCGAGGAAGCUGAAGAGGCAAAGGAUAACAAGAUCAUGAGAUCCCUGUGCGACGUCAUUGCUGGCUGGCUGGUGCACCCGCUGGGGCCGGCGUGCGCGGCGGCCAGGGAGGCGGCGGGGGCGUUCCUUUGGUAUCUGGUUGCGGAGGACGCCGGAUACAGGUGGGGGCUGGGUUGUGUUGACAUUUGGUGUCGGUGUCCUCUGGAGUUGAUGAGAUGGGCGUGA